Molecule: messenger RNA, 1163 nt
Organism: Zymoseptoria tritici IPO323
Lineage: Eukaryota; Fungi; Ascomycota; Dothideomycetes; Mycosphaerellales; Mycosphaerellaceae
Product: ATP phosphoribosyltransferase
Exons: 3
Coding region: 210-1163 (317 amino acids)
Biological process (GO): L-histidine biosynthetic process
Cellular component (GO): cytoplasm
Molecular function (GO): magnesium ion binding; ATP phosphoribosyltransferase activity
Source: RefSeq, a predicted model, not a curated record
GCCAUAUCGAGACGGUGUUCACUUCUCCGACCAUUGAACGCAGCACGUGCUACUGACUCACGCUUCUUUGGCUUGCUCUUUCGAUAUCUUGGCGGGAACGAUAUAUCUGGUCCUCAACCUCAGUCCUUCAAUACGUAACCUUCGGACGUAACGAGCGUGCAGGAAAGAGGUAAUUGAAGCGAAUUGAGAGCCGCCUACGGUCUGCAAAUAUGGAUCUCGUCAGUGGAAUGAACGAUCGCCUGCUCUUCGCAGUGCCCAAAAAAGGCCGCCUCCACGAAGCAUGUCUAGACCUGCUUUCCGGCUCGGACGUGCAGUUCCACAAGCACAAUCGACUGGAUAUCACUUUGGUCAAGAACAUGCCCAUGGCUCUCAUCUUCCUCCCGGCAGCAGACAUUCCCACCUUCGUCGGUGAAGGCCGAGUCGACCUGGGAAUCACCGGCCGGGAUCAAGUCGCCGAGCACGAAGCAGCUGUCCCACCUACAGAGAACACUGGCGUGGAGCAAAUUCUGGACCUGGAAUUCGGAAAGUGUAAAUUGCAGGUUCAAGUUCCGGAAAAGGGCGAGAUUCAAACUCCGGACCAAUUGGUUGGGAAGAACAUUGUGACGAGCUUCACGCAGUUGUCGGAGAAUUACUUCCGAGAUCUGGAGAUCAAGGCAUCGAAACAGAAUGGUGCUUCUGCGAAUGGAGAGGACGCCGGCAAGUUGAAGACCAACAUCAAGUUUGUCGGCGGAAGUGUGGAGGCUGCUUGUGCAUUGGGUGUCGCGGACGGUAUCGUCGAUCUUGUUGAAUCCGGCGAAACAAUGCGCGCCGCAGGCCUCAAAGCAAUCGCCACAGUUGUCGAAUCCAGCGCCAUCCUCAUUCGCUCAAAACACCCCUCCGACCCAGCCCUGGUCGAGAAAAUUGCCAAACGCAUCCGCGGAGUCAUCACGGCCCAGCGAUACCUGCUCUGCUCGUACAACGUGCCCAGCAAGAGUCUCGAAGCGUGCCUCAAGAUCACUCCUGGACGCCGGGCGCCGACGGUCAGCAAUUUGGAGGGAGAGGACUGGAAGGCAGUGUCGGUCAUGAUUGACAAAAAGACUGCAUCAGAUGUCAUGGAUGAUUUGGCGGCGCAGGGGGCGGAUGACAUCCUGAUCUCGAAGAUCUUGAACAGUCGGACGAGUUAG